Messenger RNA from Diorhabda carinulata, 1473 nucleotides. Its product is annotated as putative nuclease HARBI1. NCBI's taxonomy places the organism in Eukaryota, Metazoa, Arthropoda, Insecta, Coleoptera, Chrysomelidae. Bases 241 to 1473 code for a protein of 410 amino acids. The record is from RefSeq and is a predicted model, not a curated record. The transcript has 2 exons.
AAGUAUACAGGAUCGUGAUCAGAUGUUAGCUCUUGAAGUGUCCCUAAAUUUUCGAUUUCGGUAAAAUUUUUAGAGACUAUUGGCGGGUUUACACCCUACGACAAAUUGAACGACAAAUCGUCAUUGACAAUUUGUAACGAUUUGUCGAAUAUCGCAUGUCCGUUUACACGUACCGACUUUUCGUUCAAGUCAGUCAGUAUUUUCUCCUGUGUGAGGUGAAUUGUGAAAUGCUUUCCAGCAAUGGAGGAAUUACUGUUAUGGUAUAUGUACAUAACUUGCCUUGCAACAAGUGUGAAGAGGAAAAGAAAACCAAGAAGUAAGUGGAGUCGUCAUUGGCUACUAAAGAAGAGGUUAUCUCAUAUGGAAUUGUUAAAAGAAUUGAGCAAUGAACCUGCUGAUUACAGGAACUACUUGAGGAUGACAGAGGAUACUUACCAAGAAUUAUUGUGUUUGGUUUCUCCUUUGAUUGAAAGACAAAGCACCGUAAUGAGAAAUCCCAUAUCUCCACACGAAAGACUUAGUGCUACAUUACGAUUCCUUGCAACUGGAAGAACUUACAAAGACUUGGAAUUCACAACCCUUAUUUCUAAACCAUCGCUCUGCAAAAUAAUACCUGAAACGUGCAAGGCAAUAUACAUGGUAUUGAAAAAAUUCAUUAAGUUCCCGAGUACUACUUCUGAAUGGGAAGACAUCGCUACAGAUUUUGAAGACAAGUGGAACUUUCCUCAUUGUUUGGGUUCAAUUGACGGAAAACAUAUUAGGAUUGUUCCUCCAGCAGACAGUGGUUCCUACUACUACAACUACAAGAAAACUCACAGCAUCGUCCUUAUGGCUAUAGCUAAUGCUAAUUACGAGUUUAUCUAUUGUGACGUAGGUACUAAUGGCAGAAUAUCUGAUGGGGGAGUGAUUAAUAACACAGUUUUCUACAAACGUCUUGUAGAGAAAAAAUUGAACAUUCCAGAACGUCAACCAGUGACCAAUUCAACUCGAGAGCUGAACUAUGUUUUUGUUGGCGAUGAGGCGUUUGCAAUGCGUCCAGAUUUACUAAAGCCAUUUAGUCGAGCAACACUAACUAAUAACAGAAGAAUUUAUAAUUAUCGCUUGUCCAGAGCUCGCCGGGUAAUAGAAAAUACAUUUGGUAUUUUAGCAUCUCGAUUCCGUGUUCUAUAUACUGCAAUUAAUAUGGAUGUGGAUAACAUUGAAUGGGUCGUUCUGGCGUGUUGUGCUUUACAUAACUUUUUACGUAAACAGUCUGCAACAUAUGCGCCUCCUGAUGUUUUUGAUCGAGAAAAUACCAGCGAGGGUGUUACAGUAAAAGGUUUACGAUGUGAUGCAGAAAAGAUGCAUCACUUACAACGACGUUCUGGGGGCAAAACUUUGGAAGAAGCCAAAAAAGUUCAAAAUGAAUUUUGUACCUAUUUUAAUGGUGAGGGAUCAGUGCCAUGGCAGGACAAAUUUGCUUUGGAUGUGUAA